Messenger RNA from Adineta steineri, 1023 nucleotides. Lineage: Eukaryota; Metazoa; Rotifera; Eurotatoria; Adinetida; Adinetidae. The record is from the annotation of a GenBank genome assembly.
AUGUUUCUGAUCUUGUUAGUGCAACUUAUUGUCGUUUAUCAACUUUCAACAGCAUUUCCAACUAGUUUUGGCCAAUAUGAUAUAGUAGCAAAAGAAAAUGAUGAUAAAACGACAAGAUUUUUUAUUGUUGGCGAUUGGGGUGGUUUACCAGUUUCACCAUUUGAUACUCCAUCAGAAGUUGCUGUAGCUGAUGCAAUGGGUAAACUAGGUGUAAAAUUAAAUACAACUUUCCAGUUAGCAUUAGGUGAUAAUUUUUAUUAUGAUGGUGUCCAAACAGUCAAUGAUUCAAGAUUUCAAACGACUUUUGAACAUGUAUUUUCAGCAACUUCAUUACAAACUCCUUGGUAUGUUUUAGCUGGUAAUCAUGAUCAUGGAGGAAAUGUUUCUGCAGAAAUUGAAUAUGGUAAAACAUCAAAACGAUGGAUAUUUCCUGAUUAUUUUUAUUCAUUUUCUUUAUGGCAAAGUGAUAAACAAAAGAAAAUAAUUGAUUUCAUCAUGAUUGAUACUGUUAUACUUUGCGGUGGAGAUACUUUAUCAGAUUGGGAUCAUAAACCAUUAGAAGGUCCUUCAAAUAAACAUGUUUCUGAAGCCUAUUGGCAAUGGAUUGAAGGACAACUUCGUCAAUCAACAGCUCCUUAUUUGCUUGUUAACGGUCAUUUUCCAGUAUAUUCAGUUGCUGAACAUGGUCCAACAAAAUGUCUUGUUGAUCGUCUUCGUCCAAUGCUUCACCAAUAUCAUGCUACAGCAUAUAUCUGUGGACAUGAUCAUAAUCUUCAACAUUUGACAAAUGAUAUGAAUGGUGUACAUAUGAAUUAUUUUGUUGUUGGUGCAGCUAAUUUUAUUGAUCCAAGUCAGGAGCAUGCGAAAGAUGUACCAGUUGAUGCACUUAAAUUUUUCUGGGCAGGCUCACCAGUUUAUGGUGGUUUCGGUUUAGCUGAAGUCAAUAAUACACAUUUGAGCUUAUCUUUUAUUGAUCAUGCCGAACAAACAUUAUAUCAAACAGUUAUGACACCUCGAUCAUAA